This is a messenger RNA of Mya arenaria, 486 nucleotides long. RefSeq lists its product as uncharacterized. Bases 1 to 486 code for a protein of 161 amino acids. The record is from RefSeq and is a predicted model, not a curated record. The transcript has a single exon. NCBI's taxonomy places the organism in Eukaryota, Metazoa, Mollusca, Bivalvia, Myida, Myidae.
AUGGCCGACAUCAGACGCCGAAUUCGGCGUAUUCGUAACCGCAUCGCUGGUUUGCCGAUUCCGCGAGUUUUCCAGGACCGAACCAACCCGCUGGAAGUGAUGUCAGAAUUAGAGGUAUUCAACCGGUACAGAUUCCGGCCACACUCUAUCAUACAGCUUGUUGACAGGGCGUACCAAUCAAUGGUCCGGCCGACGAGUCGGUCAAAUCCACUUCCGCCACUUCUAAGUGUGCUUGUUACACUGCAGUUUUUGGCCACCGGCACCCACUAUAUAGUAGUGGGUGCUGUCCAUGGGAUUUCACCUUCUUCAGUAUGCCGGGCGGUGAAAGGUGUCAUUAAGGUGUUCGCCGAGAUCGGUAGCAGGACCAUAGGAUUUAGAUCGGAUGUGGCAGCAUGCAAAGCAGAAUUUUAUCGAAUAGCAGGCAUGUAUUCAUUUGAAAUCUAUAUUUUUAUACUUGUCAAUUAUCUAGGUAGUAUGUCACCUUAG